Molecule: messenger RNA, 498 nt
Organism: Fraxinus pennsylvanica
Lineage: Eukaryota; Viridiplantae; Streptophyta; Magnoliopsida; Lamiales; Oleaceae
Source: the annotation of a GenBank genome assembly
AUGAAGUCUUUGUGGGAACUUGCUUAUUUGCUGGAACCUGUUCCAGUCACCGUCAUUUUGACAACCAUAGCAGUGACAUUUGCAUCUGCUAGUCGAGCUCUGAAUUGUGGAACAGAAAUGGAGCGGAACCGGGACUUGUCUGAAGCAUCCAUUGCAUUAGAGGUCUCAGGUGCUGAUGAUCCCAAUAAUGAGCUCUUGCAGCCUGCUUUUGAUGCUUUAGUUCUCUUCUGUCUCAGAAUAAGUCGACUGCUUCCAAGGAAACAAGUUCUCCAAAACUCACUGGGAUUUUUCUGCUCAUUUGUUUUUGGAAUUGAACCUCCGAAAGAGUUGUGCCAGAGACGAAGAUAUAUCAGAUUCUUGAGGUUGCCAAGUGAAUUGGGAAGGUUUCCAGUCAAUUUACUGAAUCACAAAUCCAGUGUCUCCAACCUGUUGUUUGAACAUUCAGACAAGCCAUCGAUGAACUCCGUUAUGUCACCAUCAACUCUGUUGUUAAAUUGA